Paramecium pentaurelia is the source of this 1492-nucleotide messenger RNA. The record is from the annotation of a GenBank genome assembly. NCBI's taxonomy places the organism in Eukaryota, Ciliophora, Oligohymenophorea, Peniculida, Parameciidae.
AUGAACAAUUCAGACUAAUAAAAAGAAUAGAUCUUUAAACAGUUUAUUAAAAUUUACUCUAAUAGGUUUUAAUAAAAGGAAUUUCAGCAUACUUUAUUUAGUUCACAAAUAUUGAUUAUAAGUCAAGAAAUAAUAUAGUAAGAGUAAUUAUUGUAGACACAGAUUGUAAGUUUGGAUUAAAUCAAAGAAUAAAGAGAGUAAUUGCUUUAGAAACUAGAUUAAAGAGAAUCAGAGUUAUCAAGGAUAGAAAAGUUAAUAGAGAGUAAUAAUAAAAGAGAAUAAGAUUAACAUUAAUUUGAAGAUCUUUAGGAUGGAAUAUUGAUGUGCAAGGAGAAAUGUGUAAUGUUAUAAGAAGAGAAUCUUGAAUUUAAUAAGAUGACAGGUUCUUUGAGAUAGCAAAACGAUUAAUUAAAAAUUCGAUAUUCAUAAGUAAAAGGAUUAAUAUUAGAUUAAUAGGCUCGAUUGAAUUAUGAUAACAAUUUAUCUACAUUGAAUGAGUUGCAAUAAUAUGGCUUGAAUCUAAACUAUAGAAUUAUGAAAUAAAUAAAAAUAAUUAAAGAUUUAGGAUAAUUAAAUCAUUGUGGAAUAAAUUAAAAUAGAAAAUAAAAAUUAGAGAACUUUGUUAGUAAUUAUUCUUAAUUAGAGGAUACAUGUAUUACAUAAUUAAAUUUAUUUUGAGCACCUCGAAGAAUUGUACAAGAAUUUGGAAUUGUAAGAACAAAAUAUUGAUUCAGAAGUGGGAGAAUGUAUAUAAUAAUUAAUCUCUAUCAAACGAGAAUUAGCAUAAAUUAAUAUGAAGGAUUCUAGUUUGAAUUCACCUAGAUAAUAAGAUCUACAAAAAGUAGAUCCUAUAUUAACAUCAGGAGCAUUUAGAUUUAAAACACAUCAUAAUUUAGGAGAAAAAUAAAUUAGAUAAAGAUAGAUCUCAUAAUAGGAAGAUGAUCUUAGGGCUUUUUCUGAAUUAAAUGAAGAAGAUGAAGUUAAAUAAUCUUUUUCAGAUGAAGAUGAUAAACAUCCUGAAUAAAUAUCUCAUAAAUAACCUUGGUAUUUUAAAUCAGCAGUUCCUAUUAUAAGUAGUAAGAAUUCAGAGAAGAAAUGGGAAAAUUAUAGUGAAAAAAAGAAACAUCUUAAAAAUAAAUAUUCAUUUGCAUCUGCUUCAUCAGAUUCAAGUUUCAAUAGAAUGGGUGUAAUGACAUUGAAAGAUGAAUUUCAAAGUCUAUAUCAAUAAUAAUAAGUAGAUGAAGAUAUCAAAGAAAAAGAUACUGAAAUGAAUGAUAGUGAUGAAAUACCUUAAUUAAUUUAAUAAUAAUCAAUACUUUAAGAUUCUACUAUUAUUAUUAAUAGGAAAUCAUAAUAAUUAAGUAAAUCAAAAGUAUAAAUUGAAACCAUUGAACAACCUGUUAAAUCUGACUCUUAUAAAAAUUUAAAAAUAGCAGGUGUCUUAUUGGCUACAUGUGGAAUUGCAGGAUGGUUAUAUAAAAAGUAUUUUUGA